Molecule: messenger RNA, 504 nt
Organism: Passer domesticus (house sparrow)
Lineage: Eukaryota; Metazoa; Chordata; Aves; Passeriformes; Passeridae
Product: scale keratin-like
Exons: 1
Coding region: 1-504 (167 amino acids)
Cellular component (GO): intermediate filament
Molecular function (GO): structural constituent of cytoskeleton
Source: RefSeq, a predicted model, not a curated record
AUGAACUGCAUCAGCUCCCGGUGCCUGCCCGGCUGCGAGGUGGCAUGCCCUGAGCCCUGUGCCUACAGCAGAGGCCUUGGCCCCUGCGUGGCCUCGUGUGGGGACUCCACGGCCCUCGUCUACGCCCCACCCGUGUGGAUCACCUUCCCUGGCCCCAUCCUGAGCUCCUGCCCCCAAGAAAGCAUCGUGGCAUCAUCCAUGCCCCAGCCCUCCGGUGGUUCCUCGUAUGGCUCAGGGAUGGGAGGCUACUCUGGUGGCCUGUCCAGAAUUGGGGGUUCCUAUGGAUCUGGGGGCUCCUAUGGAUCUGGGGGUUCCUAUGGAUCUGGGGGCUCCUAUAGCUCUGGGGGCUCCUAUGGAUCUGGGGGCUCCUAUGGAUCUGGGAGCUCUUCUGGGGGUGUGUCAGGGAGGUUGGGCUCCUCUGGAUGUGGGGGCUCCUCCUCGGGGGGCUGCUACCUCAGGAAGUUCUACACCAGCAGCAGCCGUGGAUCCCGCCUGGGAAACUGA